Messenger RNA from Raphanus sativus (radish), 315 nucleotides. RefSeq lists its product as uncharacterized. Gene Ontology annotation, biological process: transcription by RNA polymerase III. The record is from RefSeq and is a predicted model, not a curated record. The transcript has 5 exons. The coding region runs from base 1 to 315 and encodes 104 amino acids. Gene Ontology annotation, cellular component: RNA polymerase III complex. NCBI's taxonomy places the organism in Eukaryota, Viridiplantae, Streptophyta, Magnoliopsida, Brassicales, Brassicaceae.
AUGAGGAUUUACGUGCGAGCUGCGCUAGUUUUCAGAGAGAAAGAGAGUGUAGACAUUGAGAGGUUUUCAGACUCGUUGAAGCUGAAGAAGAGUGGAUCUUUUUAUGAUUAUCUUGUUCUUAGACCUGAUAACUUCCCUAAAGAACUUCUUGGAGAUACUCGAAGGGAACAGCAUGUGAAGAGAGCAAUAUCGAAUCAAGAAGCAGAUCUUCAGAAAUUGGAUGACUUUGAGAAGCUUGAAGCAAAGUCUACUAAGAUAAUGAAUGAAGACUUUAAUGAUGACUAUAACUUGGCUGAUGAUGGUAUGAUACCAUAA